Naumovozyma dairenensis CBS 421 is the source of this 900-nucleotide messenger RNA. It is a transcript of the gene SUB1, whose product is annotated as chromatin-binding transcription coactivator SUB1. The record is from RefSeq and is a predicted model, not a curated record. NCBI's taxonomy places the organism in Eukaryota, Fungi, Ascomycota, Saccharomycetes, Saccharomycetales, Saccharomycetaceae. Gene Ontology annotation, biological process: positive regulation of transcription initiation by RNA polymerase II. The coding region runs from base 1 to 900 and encodes 299 amino acids. Gene Ontology annotation, cellular component: transcription regulator complex; nucleus. The transcript has a single exon. Gene Ontology annotation, molecular function: transcription coactivator activity; DNA binding.
AUGUCAUACUAUAACAGAUAUAGAAACAAGAGAAGACAAGAUGGAUCUCAAGGGAGCGGGCCCAACAAUGGCAAUAAUAUGCCAGGUGGGAAUGGUCCACCAACUGGUGCAAGUGAUGCUAUAUUUGAUCUUGGUAAAAAUAAACGUGUUACGGUAAGACAAUUUAGAAAUAUUAAUUUGAUUGAUAUUAGGGAAUAUUAUUUGGAUUCUUCAAGUGGUGAAAUGAAACCAGGGAAGAAGGGGAUCUCUUUGACUGAAGAUUUAUAUGAUGAAUUGUUGAAACAUAGAUUGAAUAUAGAUGAGGCUUUGAGAAGGUUUGGCUCUAAAAGACCAAGAACUAAAACUGUUAGGGUGUUGUCUGAUGAUGAAGAUGAGGAGGAUAAUGAUAAUAACGCCAGUAAUAAUAAUACUGCUAAUGUUGAUAGUAAAACCAAUGAACAAAAGGAUGGAAGUAAAGAAAAACAAACUAAAGACGGUGAUAGUAAGGAUCGAAAGAGGGAAAAGAAUAAAGAUAGUAAUAAAAAUAAAUAUGAAGAUUAUUCAGAUUCUGAACCAAAGGCAAAGAGGAAGAAACCUGCUCCACCUACUUUGUUACCUCAUGAAGAAAAUAGAGAAAAUGCUAAACGUGAAGCCAACGCUACUUUAAUUACCCCAGGUGUUGGUAAAGCCGCAGCAUUACUCGAAAGUAACAAGAAAGCUGAAGAAGCUGAAACAAAUGCAGCUGCUGCAUUGAAGGAAGAAUCAGAAAAACAAGUUGUAGUUGAGAAAGAGAACUUAACACCUAUAAAUAUUAAUGACGCAGCAAUUGCUGCCAGUGGCGAUUCAAGUGACGAAGAAUUCGCUCAAAGCUUAGAAGCAGAAAUGAAUAGAGCCGAUGAUGAUAUUAGUGAAGAAGAAUGA